GCCAUGCCCCGUGAGAGGGAGGGGACUCUCGUUGUCUUUGAGGGCCGCGUGACUCAGGCCCGGGGUUCGUUCUCACCCGGCCCGGGGGCGGCAUCGUGACCGAGGGCAGCAGCCCAGCGUAGGGCGAGCCCCCUGGCUGGCGGGCCUACCUGGCCCACCCGCGCUUCUCACGCCGACUAGGCAUGCUGACCCGAACGGGCUUCUUCCCGUUUUGGUGUCAAAGAACAUUCGAGAUGGCUGCAGCAUCAGGGAAGGGAUCUAUACGAAAAGCAAAAUCAUUUACUGUAAAGACAUCGCUGAAUAACCCAUAUGCUAUUAACUGGAGUACUCUGGAAAGAGAAGAUAUGCACUUCAUAUUACAGACACUGGAAGACAGAUUUAAACAUGUUGGACUUCAAAAGAUUGAGAAUCCAAAGAAGAAAAAACGGCCUUUUUCAAAAAGACAAACCAAAGACAAAGGUACUGUUGAUAAUGAAGAAGUUCCAAAGAAAAAAGAAACGGAAAUUAGCCAGAAAGUACCAGGAUGGACUCCUGUACAUAUCAGGAAACAACUUGCUAUUGGGAUUAAUGAAGUAACCAGAGCUUUAGAGAAAAAUGAACUUCUUUUAGUCCUAGUGUGCAAAUCUGUCAGACCCGCUAUAAUGACCUCCCACCUGAUUCAAUUGAGUGUCAGCAGAGCUGUACCAGCUUGCCAAGUUCCUCGCCUUAGUGAAAGCAUUGCACCUGUUAUUGGUUUAAAGUGUGUUCUAGCUCUGGGUUUCAAAAAAAACACCGAAGCCUUUGUUGAUGAACUAAAAGCUAUAAUUCCCAGGGUACCUGGUUUACAUGUGCCAUGGCUUCAAGACAACACUAAAGAUUCCCUGGAAGAUACAGAAGGUGAAACUUUGGAAAUGCAAGAUCCAAGUGUUUUAGAAACCUCCUUUGAAGAGCUUACUACAAAUAAGCGAAAACUUGUUGAAUGUCAGCAAAAUACUUCUGCUGUAACUUUACAGCCCCUAAAAAUAAAGAAACUGAUUCCAAAUCCCAGUAAGAUAAGGAAACCACCAAAAAAUAAAAAAACUACUUUAAAAUAAUGUGUGAAACAUAAUUUGUAAAGCAUUUUUCCAUAAUUAAAACAAAUUUCAAAAAAUGAAUUACUUUUACAUGUGUCCUUGCUAUAUUACUUGUUAAAUGUUCCUUGUAAAAAAAUGUAACUUUAGGGCACAAACAUGUCUAGGUUUAAACCAAUAUUUAAAUGCAUCAGUUAUUAAAAAACCUGAGUAUAAAAACAAAAAUUUAUUAAAAUAAAUGUUCAAACUGAUAUAAAUCCAUUUAAGAGGCCAGUAAGAUGCUGGUUUGUGAGAACAUCUGUAUUUCAUCAUACCUAUCUUCCUAUCAAAAUCAUUCUGCCACAGCAGACAUUGUUCUUAAUCAUAGUGCAGAUGAAAUUGGAUUACAGCUGCUUUCUUAUCUAAUGUAUUCAGCUAAAGAAAACUGGACUACAAAUGGUCUUCUAGAAACAAUCCACUUAAUCUUGAAAUUUGGGGUAUUAAUUUAUAUUGAGUUUAGCUGAUAAAGGGAAUCAGUUGUCAUAAUUCAUACUUCGUACAUGAAUGUCUUAAAGCGGUUGCCCAUUUUCUCCAUUACAUUUCUUGAGGUGGAUUCAUUUUUGCUGACUUAGGCUUACAUUUCAUCAAGGACUUGUGGAAAAAAGAACAUAUACUCUACUCAGUGACAAUUCUCUGGGAGACAAUGGGUUCAUAUCACAACUCAGAGAAGGAUGGGAAAGCUAGACUUCACAUUGCCAGAGCUACUUUCUUGGCCUAAUUCUAGUGAUUUUACACAAAGUAUGGCACCUUUGUAUAUUCUAGAUGGGAGAAGGAUUAAUACUUUUAAAUAGGAAUUUUAGUUUAAAAAUAAAGUGAAAGAUUCCCAAUGCCACAAUCUUAAAUACAUUAAAAAAACAUACUCCCCAUGGUGUUAAGGAGAUAAUUUUUUUUUUAAAAGUUCCAAGAAUGUUUUUGUUGCUGCAACUGUAUCUCUGGAGCAGGGGUUCAUAACCGUGGGCCUAUACACUUACUUAAAAAUGUUGCUAACUUUCAAUGUAAUUUAUUUCCUUUGUAAUCCUAUACAUUUUAUUCUAUAUAUUUAAAAAUUCCAAGAAGGGGUCCCAUAAGCUUUGUCACACUCCCAGAGGGGUCCAUGACACAAAGGUUAAGAACACCCUGCUUUAAGGAUUUUAAGAAGGGAGCUGAUAUGUAUUUUCUUACUGUUGGUUUCUUUUCACUAGUGGAAAAAGUGAAAUGUCCAAUGACAUUUGGAUAAAUGAUGGCUGAAUAAAUUAUGAUAUUAAUGUAAUGAAAUACUAUGCCAAAGAAAUGACAAGUACAGAAAGAAAUGAGGCAAAUAUUGGUGGCAGACUAAUGUUCUGCAAUUGUAUUGGGAAAAAAGGACCACAAAACUAAUUACACAGGUGAAUGCAGAAGGGGACAUAUAAGUUGUUUAUUUUUACAACUAAGACAUAAAUUUGAAUUUUGAUGUUCUACUUGGAGUUCUACUCUUCUUAUCUGUAUUUGUUGAGAGGGUUUAUUAAUAAAUCUCAAAGGUGCUUUUUAGCUAGAAAUAAGUUUUGGUUUUAAUACAGCAGAGCAUUUUGGAAUGAUGUGUUUUUAGGAUAGUUUCUUAAAUUUUAUAAAAUACAUGGUAAGAACUAUUUUUAGGCCUGGCUCUCAUUGAUUAACUGUGUAGCCAUAGUAGGUCACUUAACCUCUUAGUCUCUGCAUUAGUUGAAGGAAUUGCAUUAGAUGCUGACUCUAGGUAGGUCCAAAGUUCCAUGAUUUCCAAUCUAAAUUUUUUUUAACUCAACAUAUGGGUAGUUUUACACAAAGUUUGUUUUGGCAUGUUUACUGAUAACAUACUUAAAUUGUACACAGGGAUGGGAUAGGCAUGAAUGUCCUACUGAAAAGAGUCAAGCAAGUGCUUUAUUUUGAAAUAGCAUAAAGUUAAAAGAGGGUCAAAAUAUUGUAAUUGAAAUCAGUAAAAGUGGGAUAGUUUCACCUUAAAACAAGUUAAUGCCAAAAUUUCAGAAAGUCAAAUAGAUUUUUUUAAAAGUCCUCAAAAAGAACAUUUUUUUAGCUUAUAUUUUUAGGAUCUCCAAUAAAAUCCUUUCCCUAAAUUAAAAUAUUUUAAAGUCAAAGUGGUUGUUGGUCAAAACAUUUUUUUUUUGUUGGUUGAUUCUCUGGCUUUUUGAAGCCUUCUCUCCACCAUGAAUGAAGAGAACACCUUUCUCCCUGUUGUGAAAAGGUUUUACUGUAACUGUAUAUACCCUUGGAGGUAGUGUUUGAGAGAAAUGCAAUUCCAAUGAUACAAACUGUCCCAAAAAAUUUUAGUGCAGAAAUAAUCUAAUAGUUUUAAACUGCACUGAGACUUUUGGGACACCCUUUCUAAUGACUUUAAUAGUUUAAAAUAGCACUAAAACUUUUGGGAACCCCCUGGCGGCUACUAAACUGUAUAUAAGCAUCCCUGUGGGCCUGACUUAGAAAACCUCAUUAACAUUAUGUAUGCACUACUGUAUUUUUAUUUAUUUUGUUAAAUGUUUCCUAAUUACAUUUUAAUCCAGUUCUGGCCACAGACAGGAGUGUUGCAGGUGUUUGACACCUCUACCUAUACAGACCCAAUAGUCCAAUAAACCCCUCUAGUGGUAGGUUUAGAAAUCACAUGUUCUUGUCAGUUCUCAACUAGGAUAAGAGCUGCAGGCCCCUUAGCUUGUUUUCAUACUGUAUUGGUACCAAGUGGAAAAGUUAUUUAUCACACAGUUGUAAAUAAUUGUGAAAUGAAGAGUAGAAACUACACUUACUGUAAAGAAAGGUGAAAGAAUGUAAUUCUGUGGCAUUUAAAUCAAGGCCAAUUUACAAGGCCUCAUUUAGCAGCUCCCUCUCUUCUGAGUAUUGGCAAUAUAUAUUAUUAUAUACACAUAUAUAUUAUACAGUGAAACCUUGCUUCAAACUCUGGAUAAAAACACCAUCAGUAACAAAAUUAUGAAUACUUAUUUACAAAUAAGAUAUUUUCAUUAGAAUGAAAGAUGUCAUGAUAAAGUUGGUAUAAAGGAACUUGUGCAAUUUUGCAUAAGCAAUGGAAACAUUCAAACUAUCAAUGUCCUGAUAGCAUUAAUAAAUUCCACUGGGGUUUCUUUUAGUUUGGCAUCCUUCCCUCACAUUGCCUUGAGGAAAAACAAAUCUAAAGCUGGACAGCAGCUGUAA
Molecule: messenger RNA, 4238 nt
Organism: Phascolarctos cinereus (koala)
Lineage: Eukaryota; Metazoa; Chordata; Mammalia; Diprotodontia; Phascolarctidae
Gene: RPP38
Product: ribonuclease P/MRP subunit p38
Biological process (GO): tRNA 5'-leader removal
Cellular component (GO): ribonuclease MRP complex; fibrillar center; nucleolar ribonuclease P complex
Molecular function (GO): ribonuclease P activity; ribonuclease P RNA binding
Source: RefSeq, a predicted model, not a curated record